Messenger RNA from Miniopterus natalensis, 1547 nucleotides. The record is from RefSeq and is a predicted model, not a curated record. Lineage: Eukaryota; Metazoa; Chordata; Mammalia; Chiroptera; Miniopteridae.
CAAGGUCCCCAAGUGGGUGCACGCGGUGAUGCGCGAGGCGAUGCCCGCGCUGGAGGGCGCCCUGCCCCAGCCCUUCGCCGGCGAGAUCCGCGGCAUGUGCCAGGUGCUGAGGCUCGGCCUGGCCGACUGCCUGCUGGUCAACCUGGCCUACGACUUCUCCGCAUUCUGCACCAGUAUUGUGGCUCAAGACUCCAGAGGCCACAUUUACCAUGGCCGGAAUCUGGAUUAUCCGUUUGGGAAUUACUUACGCAACUUGACUUUGGAUGUGCAGUUCUUAAAGAAUGGGCAGAUCGCUUUCACAGGAACCACUUUUAUCGGCUAUGUGGGAUUAUGGACGGGUCAGAGUCCUCACAAGUUUACGGUUUCUGGCGACGAACGAGAUAAAGGCUGGUGGUGGGAGAAUGUGAUCGCCGCCUUUUUUCAGAGACACUCUCCAGUCAGCUGGCUUAUCCGCACCACCCUGAGUGAAUCAGAAAACUUCGAAGUAGCUGUUCAAACACUGGCCAAGACUCCCCUUAUUGCCGAUGUGUAUUACAUUGUUGGUGGCGUGUCCCCCCGGGAAGGAGUGGUCAUCACAAGGAACAGAAAUGGCCCGGCCGACAUUUGGCCUCUAGAUCCUUUAAAUGGAGCGUGGUUCCGAGUUGAGACAAAUUAUGACCACUGGGAGCCAGCGCCUGAGAGAGAUGACCGAAGAACACCUGCCAUCAAAGCCCUCAAUGGAACGGGCCAGGCACACCUCAGCCUGGACGCCCUCUUCCAGGUUUUGUCAGUGUUUCCGGUUUAUAACAACUACACCAUUUAUACCACAGUAAUGAGCGCGGCCAACCCGGAAAAGUACAUGACGAGAGUCAGAAACCUGGGUUAAAAGGAAGUGAGCAGAAGGGUGGAGUCACCUGCAGUGAAAGGUGAUUUUUAAAAAAUGAAAUUCUUGGAGAGCUGCACUUUAAAAAAAAUAAAACAAAGUGAAAGGACUGUGUUAGUUUAUUAACAAUACAAGCUCCUUCCUCAUUGAACUUUUCAGCUGUGUGAAGUGGCGGCAGGAGGAUCGCUUUGCAGCUUGUUUUGGUAGCGUGGUGACGGCCGCCGGUUCCCUUCCCUUGGUCCUUGGCCUGCCCCUCCCCAGCCCCCCUCUCCUGGCGUGAACAACGGGCUCAAAGAUAAUUGGUCUCGGAAGUCAAACCAUACCCCAGCUUCUCACCUUAACAAAGCUAUGUUGUUAUACCUCAGCUUAUAAAGAAAUGAGCUCUUUGUUCAUUAUGAAGUGUUACUGGAAGUCUGAGAGAAAGAUUCUUCUGGAAGAAAUGCAGAGCUCUCAUUUGAAUAGAGCCUGUUUGAAUGUUCAUCUGACCUUCGAUCUUGUAUUUCCAUGUGAUGGGAUUGUCGUUUUUUAUGAUGUUUCUAACGUGAUGUACCUCCUUUUUCUAAAUAGCUUUCUUACUUGCUUUUUGAGUGCAAUAUGCAGCCAAACAACUUCUGAUGGUCACUUUUCAUUAGUUAAUAAAAUGUUGGAAAAGAUGUUGGCGGGGAAAAUAAAAAUUUCCAAGAUA